Messenger RNA from Linum trigynum, 225 nucleotides. The record is from the annotation of a GenBank genome assembly. Lineage: Eukaryota; Viridiplantae; Streptophyta; Magnoliopsida; Malpighiales; Linaceae.
AUGCGCAAGCUGCUUCCCAUCAGGCCCGCUUUCCGUUCCGGCCCGCCUCCAAAGUCCAAACCGCUCCACAUCCGGCCAGCUCUGCGUCCAUUAAGCUUCCGCGGCCCACGGCCCGCGCUUUGUCUCUCCACAUCUGAAUCACAUCAUAGCCCGCAAGAGGCCCGCUUGCGAAGCCCAUCACGACUUCGGACAAAGCGCUCAUCCGGCCAGCUCUGCGUCGAUUAA